Messenger RNA from Trypanosoma grayi, 1620 nucleotides. RefSeq lists its product as hypothetical. Lineage: Eukaryota; Euglenozoa; Kinetoplastea; Trypanosomatida; Trypanosomatidae. Gene Ontology annotation, molecular function: protein binding. The record is from RefSeq and is a predicted model, not a curated record. The transcript has a single exon. Bases 1 to 1620 code for a protein of 539 amino acids.
AUGUCGGAAUCAGCACUUGAUGCGGGUGAGUUCCAGAGGCUCAUUGGAGCCAUCAUGAAGGAGAGAUACAUACAUGAGCAACGCGUCGCCGACAACGACUUGAGCCGGCAUCGCCAACGCACCGAGCGGAGCCGCUCCGCAUCACGAACACCAGAAAGGCACCGCUCCGUCAGCAACACAAGACUUGGCAGCCGUGUCACGAGCCAGAAGAACAGCGACGUGCCGACGGGAGGUCGGCCACCGCGCAUCUUAUCACAAGAACAAACUUCUGUGCCCGUCACGGGUGACGAAGAGGAACAGCAGCAGCAGAAGAAGAAGAAUGGCUGGUCAGAGCACAACGGUGCUGCUUCAGGUGUUCUUGCACAGCGUGGUACUCCACUCAACGGCAACAGCGAGAGUGUCGGUGCUGCGGCGUCCCCGACUGGAUCGACGCGAUCCCGCAUAUCGUCAAGCAUCAAUCGGGGGAAUAAGGAAAGUGUCAGGGAACCGCAUGAAAACUGCACAUCGGUAAUUACGGCAUCAGAGGGGGAGGGGGAGGAAGACCGAAGGGAUGUUGCAAUGGUGUCGCCACGACAGCGUGCCAUUAUACAAAGCCCGACUCCGGAUGACCAAUGCUAUUUACCACAAAAGUAUGGUGUGGUAGAUGAGCAGUGCUCUCAACCACACCAAACGCAAGUUGCGUGCCCGCAGUGUGUGGUACUGGAAGCAAAGGUGCGGGAAAUGCAGGCUACCUUAGCCGAGCUCAUUAGUAACGUUCUACAGCUUUCAGCCAAGCAAAAGGCCAGUGAGCGUAUAGCAAUGAGCGAUGAGGCCGAAUCCGAGCUUCCCGAAAAUCCAGAGGAACUGGGUAGCACGACAGAGGAGAAAUUUAUAACUGUCGUGACUGCACUUGCCAGACGCGUGCGCCGUCUGGAGGUGGACUUGGAAUCGUCGCUGGAGCAAGUGCGGGUGAUGGAAGCAGCCGCCAUUGAACGAGAUAUAAAGCUGAACCACACCAAGGUGGGGCAUGACGAGUUAAAUGAAGCUGUCGCCAAUGCGCUGCUGCGUGGCAACAACGCCGAGUAUGCCAAUGAGCUGAGAAAUUUGUAUCGCAUCUGGGAUCUGGACCCGAAGAGAGUACAACAGGCUCUCGACUCGGCGGACCCAGCUUCAUGCAGGGAUCUAUUGCUAUCCACACCGCUAUUCGCCCGUGUUUCGGGUACUGCGGUGAAAAGCAGCACUGAUAUGCUUGACAUGCUCCAUGAAGAGCAGCUUCUGCACGGAGUCGAUGAAACUCUAUACACGCCGCAAGUGCCGUCACCAAGUUGGCACAGCAGUUCUCAGAGAGCGAGGCAGAAGUUUCUCCCUCUCCACGAACUACUAUUAGGCAUAUACUUGCAGGAUGAAAAAGACCUGCGAGGGGUGCGUGUGACAUCCGUGCCGGCGGGAUCCACCGCAGCGCAUGCUGUUCGCCCUGGUGACGUGAUUGUCCAGAUCAAUCGCAUCACAGUGCGUUCCAUCGCAGAUGUGUCAUAUGUCCUCUCUCGGGCUCGGUCUCAUGUCCCUAUUGCGCUCUCAGUUCAGGUGCUCGAUAGCCCAUUUGUGGAGGUGGCGCAGGUGCUACCACUUGAAAUCUCGUGA